AUGGGGAAGCUCGAGGACCACGAGAGGGUGAUCCUCAACGUCGGGGGCACGAGGCACGAGACCUACCGGAGCACCCUCAAGACGCUGCCGGGCACCCGCCUGGCUCUGCUGGCCUGCGAGUCCCCCGGCGGCGGGGAAGAGCACCAAGCGCCGCCCCUGCCGGCUCCCCCGCCGCCCCUGCCCGCCCCCAACCCGGGACCUAACCCGGGCGGAGGCAGCGGCGGCGGCGCGGGCGGCCCCCUGGACGGCGCGGGCGGCAGUGCCUGGAGUCCGCGCAGCAAUGGCGGUGGUGGCGGCGCCACGUGCUGCGAGUUCUUCUUCGACCGGCACCCGGGCGUCUUCGCCUACGUGCUCAACUACUACCGCACGGGCAAGCUGCACUGCCCCGCCGACGUGUGCGGGCCGCUCUUCGAGGAGGAGCUGGCUUUCUGGGGCAUCGACGAGACCGACGUGGAGCCCUGCUGCUGGAUGACGUACCGGCAGCACCGCGACGCCGAGGAGGCGCUCGACAUCUUCGAGGCGCCCGACCUCAUCACCGGAGAGCCGCCCGCCGAGCCUGACGACGACGAGCUGGCCGCCAAGCGACUGGGCAUCGACGACGUGAGCGCCGCCGCCGCAGCUGCCGCCGCCCUCGGAGCCCCGCUCGACGGCAAGGGCGGCCGCUGGAAGAGACUCCAGCCGCGCAUGUGGGCGCUCUUCGAGGACCCCUACUCUUCCCGCGCCGCCAGGUUCAUUGCGUUUGCCUCUUUAUUCUUCAUCCUACUUUCAAUCACAACCUUUUGCCUGGAAACCCACGAAGCAUUCAACACCAUCAAAAACAAAACAGAGCCAACAAUUAAUGGUUCCGAGGUGGUUCUGCAGUAUGAAAUAGAGACGGACCCUGCUCUGACGUAUGUUGAAGGAGUAUGUGUGGUGUGGUUUACAUUUGAAUUUUUAGUCCGCGUUGUUUUUUCACCCAACAAACUUGAAUUCAUCAAAAACCUCUUGAAUAUCAUUGACUUUGUGGCAAUUUUGCCCUUCUAUCUCGAGGUGGGCCUCAGUGGGCUGUCCUCCAAAGCUGCUAAGGAUGUGCUUGGUUUCCUCAGGGUGGUCAGGUUUGUGAGAAUCCUGCGAAUCUUCAAGCUCACCCGACAUUUCGUGGGCCUCAGGGUGCUGGGUCACACGCUCCGAGCGAGCACCAAUGAGUUUUUGCUGCUGAUAAUAUUUUUGGCAUUAGGAGUAUUGAUAUUUGCCACCAUGAUCUACUAUGCUGAGCGAAUAGGAGCCAGACCCAACGACCCUUCUGCUAGCGAACACACAGAGUUCAAAAACAUCCCCAUUGGUUUCUGGUGGGCUGUGGUCACCAUGACCACUCUUGGCUAUGGAGACAUGUAUCCAAAGACAUGGUCAGGGAUGCUAGUGGGUGCUCUGUGUGCUUUAGCUGGGGUGCUGACUAUAGCCAUGCCUGUGCCUGUUAUUGUCAACAACUUUGGAAUGUACUACUCUCUGGCCAUGGCGAAACAGAAGCUUCCGAGAAAGAGAAAGAAGCACAUUCCACCUGCUCCUCAGGCAAGCUCCCCUACAUUUUGCAAGACAGACUUGAAUACAGCCUGCAAUAGCACACAGGGGGAAGUCUGUCUGGGCAGAGACAACCGGCUGAUGGAACACAAUAAAUCAGUGUUAUCAGGUGAAGACAGUUCAGAAAGUGAGCAGCCACUGUCACCUGUGGAAAGGCUCCCACCCAUCAGACGCUCUAGUACCAGAGACAAAAACAGAAGAGGGGGAACAUGUUUCCUGCUGACAGCAGGUGAUUACGCGUGUGCUACUGAUGGAGGGAUCAGGAAAGUGUUAUACAGAAUUUAUCAUGGAUUUUUGACUGCUGAAAAAGGGACAAUGGAAUUUAGCCAUACCAAGGACUGUACUGGAAAGAGACUGCUCCUCCUGAAUGGGUCCUGAUAAUCACCUGCCGCCUUGAAGAGAUCCUUCCAAUUUCCUAUGGAAGUGGAGCUUGUUAUGGGGAUUAAGGACCAAUUGCAACUGCCGCCGCCGCCAGCAGACGCAAUUAUUAGUCACUAUUGAUGAAUCAGCUGUACAUAGGUUGUGUGUGCAUGGAAUAUCAGCUUUAGUCAUCUAUGCCAAG
This is a messenger RNA of Zootoca vivipara (common lizard), 2119 nucleotides long. The record is from RefSeq and is a predicted model, not a curated record. NCBI's taxonomy places the organism in Eukaryota, Metazoa, Chordata, Lepidosauria, Squamata, Lacertidae.